This is a messenger RNA of Musa acuminata subsp. malaccensis (wild Malaysian banana), 2731 nucleotides long. RefSeq names its product ankyrin repeat protein SKIP35. The record is from RefSeq and is a predicted model, not a curated record. NCBI's taxonomy places the organism in Eukaryota, Viridiplantae, Streptophyta, Magnoliopsida, Zingiberales, Musaceae.
CUCUCUCCCUCUCUCUCGUCUCAAUCCCACACCUCAAGGUUCUUUUUUCUUGGUCCCUUCUAACUUCUUUCUAUUGCUCUUCUUUUUUGAUUUUAUUCCCUCGGCAGUCCUCGUCUUGCCUCUCAUGCUGUAUUCUGCUACAGUCUCCAUGAUUCCUUCAAUAAAAAAGAUUUGGCUUCCAAAAUUGGCGACGAUCUUAGGGUCAUAGAGCGGUCGGUUUCCAAAAUCUGAUGGUCGGAGAAGGUCUUGUUUGAUGGUUAAUUCUGUCGAUAGGCGAAGCCUCGGCGGCGGAGAUAGAAGCGGUUGACUUUUUUUGCAACGGCUGUUGAUUGUGGUCGGUUCGAUCUCAAAUAUUUGAUUUUAAAAAAAUCGAAGAAAAGGCAGCUAUUACCUUUAUUGGUGGUGAUCGAGAAAUGGAGGUCGAGUGCAAGACCGUAAUGACUCGAGAGGACUGCAUGCACUUGGUGCAGGAGAGGCAACCGGAGAAGGAUUUUGAUGAAAAUGGGGGACUUAGGGCUGUGCAUGAUGGCGACGAGGGUGAAAAGGUGGACGGAAGUAAUGUUGUGUUACUGCCUCUCCCAGCUGACGAUCAUCGAAUCUCCAAAGAUUAUGCCUGUGAUGGCAUGAAGGUCGGAUCAAGGGCCUCCAACCCCCUGGAGGAAUUGGCCGUCCAGACGAAAGAACAGGGUAAAAACAAGCAAGGGAAGAAGCUUAGUAGGCGCGAUCGGAUGGAGCUGGGUCGCUUGUUUCAGGAGGCAGUGAGCUCUCAUGAUUGGGAGCUUGCCGAGAGUCUGGUUCUGCUGGCCGAUUCACAAACUCUCAAUGAUGUGCUUUGUAUAGCGUUGGACGCUAUAUGGUUCUUGACUACAUGGGGAGAACUCAAUGGCAUUACGGGACUGAUUAAGAAGAUUGUUAGCUAUGGAGGAAGUGAUUUCACAAGGGCAAUCCUUAGGACAUCCUUCUUUGCUUCAUGUGUCUAUGCCUGUCAUUGCAGAAUCAUGAAUUUGACUGAUACAGUGGGCAUCAUGGCCCAAAGGUUGCAUGAACGAUUACAAGAAUGUCAUGGAGAUGAGGUUCUGAAGGCAGAGGCUGGUAUGAAAGUUCAGAAAUUCACAGAUUGGGCCCUUAAAUGCAUCGGAUUUCACUUUCGUUACCAGGAGAAUCGAGGAGGAAGAAAGAACAACAUGAUUGUUGAAGUACAACUUCAGUUGUCAGCUUUCAAGACAUUUUUGGAACUUGCUGGUGACCAUCUUACAGGAAAGGACUUUACUGAGGCUUUCGAUGCAGCUUGCUUCCCUCUUACCCUCUUCUCUAGCUCUUUUGAUUCUGGUUGGGCACUAGGAAUCUCUGCAAUUGCUGUCCAAGGAUUAUUGGGGAUGCUGGUGGAGGGUGGUGCAGACAAUGUAAACCAGUGCUUUCUGGAAGCUUCAAGAUUUGGGAGUACAGAGCUUGUGCGGAUUUUACUGCAGAUCGCUGAGAGGAAUAGCUUGGAUAUUGAUGUCGAUCUCGCCCUUGUAUUUGCCUCCCACUACUGUAAAAUUGGAACCAUGGAGUGCUUGGUUGAUGAGGGCCAUGCUGUUGACUUCCUGGGACCUCUGGUGCGAGCAUCUGAGAGGGGCUGCAUGCAGGUUGUCCAAUGGUUUGUUAACAGGGGAUGUGGAGACAUGGAGCUCUGCCUUGCCCUUACUGCAGCCACCUCUAGCAGCCAAGUGGGUGUUUCUGCUUACCUUCUCCCACACAUUCCACAACAUGUGCUUGCUGCUCUGAGCAUCGAGAUCCUAAAGGCCGCAGGUGAACGAAGCAGGGGAUCACUUGACGGUGUCGCUUUUCUUCUCUGCAGUGACUUCCUUGGUGACCCUGCCGCAACAUAUGCUGUGGCUGACAGCAUCGCAAGGUCAAAUGAUGAGGCUGUAGCACCCGAGUUGAGGGCUUUUCUUCUGGAACAGUGGUCCGAAGCUGCAUUUGCCGAAGGCUUGAGUUCUGGACAGGAUCACUUUGUGAAUUUCAUGAGGAUUCUGAGAAGGGGCUGUUCACCCAUCUGUCUAAUGGACCUCCCACCACCCCUGGCAGCCACCAUUGCAUAUAUGCCUCUGUAUAGGGAGUGCAUGGAGGCAGGCGGACAGUUGCUAUCGCAGAAACUGAGAGGCCAGCUCGUGGAAGCCGCCCGUAGGAUUGGUGGCAGAUGGGUGGACGACGAUAGCCAGGCAAACGAGCUUCUAGAAAUUUUGGAGCGUAACCUGCCACGUUUCUUUUUGCAGCCAUUGACGACUCUCUGAGCCCUUUUUAUGCAGUUCAUCUACAUAUCCAUGAUUCAAGGAGCAGCUGACGAGGUUUAGUUGGUUCCUUUGAUCUACAGAUUAUUAACACUACUAUCCGGUGUCUGUGUUGAGAGCAACAGGGAUGGAUACCAAAGAUCUUGCAGCUGCCGACAUCAAAUGUUAGUUGAAGUUUACCUCGAUCAUCCUCAUUCAGAGGUCUCGAUAGUGUCACAUGCCUGUAUCUGACAUACAUGGUGAGCUCCCACCAUUCGAGAUGCAGUUAGUUACCUUUAAGAUUUGCUAUCGAGCUGGGAUCUGAAUAAGCUGUUCGCAAUGGCAUUGCUUCAACUGGUAUAGAUUUUGUGAGUUGGUUAGCAUCUUGUUCACAAUGCCUUCCUCGUUACUUUCGAUUACUACGGCACUAUCGGAUCCUUUGAAAAACAUAUCUCAAUCACUAUAUUUUUUGGUUUCAA